Solenopsis invicta (red fire ant) is the source of this 3020-nucleotide messenger RNA. Its product is annotated as aminopeptidase N. The transcript has 11 exons. The coding region runs from base 74 to 2830 and encodes 918 amino acids. Gene Ontology annotation, cellular component: cytoplasm. Gene Ontology annotation, molecular function: metalloaminopeptidase activity; zinc ion binding; peptide binding. The record is from RefSeq and is a predicted model, not a curated record. Gene Ontology annotation, biological process: peptide catabolic process; proteolysis. NCBI's taxonomy places the organism in Eukaryota, Metazoa, Arthropoda, Insecta, Hymenoptera, Formicidae.
GUAACAUGCAGAUUGUUUCGUCAGUCUUAUAGAGUCAGUCUUAUAAGUUCUUAUAAACGCUGCAUACUACGCAAUGGCAAUUGUCAAAAGUUUAUUGGCAGCAGCCUUAUUAUUUUUCACCGGUGAAGGCGUUCUUCUUCAAGAUGAUAAAACAGUGAAUACUCAAAUAGUGGAAGAUUCCUAUGAGAAUCAAUUUCGUCUACGACAGAAUGUUGUGCCCAUCCAUUACGACAUAAAACUAAUACCUCAUAUUGUGGAAAAUAAUUUUACUACUAAUGGCGAAACGAACAUCGAUGUUGAAGUGCGCGAAUCGACGAAUGCCAUCGAAUUGCAUGUUGUAGAUCUCGCAAUAGACGAAUCGCUGACGAAGCUAACUCGCAAAGACGUAGAUGUAAUUUCUAAAUCGGAGUAUGUUCCAAAGCAGCAUGAAUAUAACUCUCUAACACAAAUUUUGACUCUGCGAUUUGAGGAAUUAUUGGAUCCUGGAAUCUAUACGCUGCAUUUCACUUUCACGGGCGUAAUAUAUUCAUCCCGUAAUGUUGGACAUGGGGUCCUACGCGGAUUGUAUAGAAGAUUUUAUUAUAACGACGAAGGAAACAAGAUAUGGUUAGUCGUAACACAUUUUCGCUCAGUCUAUGCGCGGCAAGCAUUUCCGUGUUGGGAUGAACCUGCCAUAAAAGCGACCUUCAAGCUUUCUAUCAAGCACUGUCCCAAUUAUACAGCAUUAUCGAAUAUGCCAUCCGUACGAUCAGAAAUCGACGAAGCCGACGGAAAAUUAUGGACAUACUUUGAGACAACUCCUAUUAUGUCUACUUAUUUAUUAGGAUUCGUGAUCGCUGAUUAUGGUUAUGUCUCAAAUUUGGACGGUAAUGUGAAAAUAUGGGGUCCAAAACACCUUCUUUCUCAUGCCACAUAUUCUCUCGAUAUUGUCGAGAAGGCAAAGCAGGAACUCGAAAAAUUCACCAAUAGCACUGUUCCUGUACCGAAAAUGGAUCAUGUUGCCAUUCCACAUUACGGCAGUAGGGUCACUGAAAACUGGGGUAUGAUGCUUUACACACAAGAUGUACUUCUUGGAGACAAGAGAUUACCUUUGAUUAAUAUCAUAGAUGAUAUUACGACAAUCACUCACGAAGUAGCGCAUCAAUGGUUCGGAAAUUUAGUCACUUCAGUUUGGUGGAAAUAUUUUUGGUUGAACGAAGGCAUCACGACAUAUCUGCAUUAUUCUAUUACUGACAAGCUUCUCAAAGAAAAACGAUUCAUGGAUUAUAUAAUAGUGGUUGUUGAACAACGUAUGCUGAAUACAGAUUCAACUUUAUCCACCCCAAUUCAUAUAAAUAUAAUUGGUCAUUCACACAUUUUUGAACCAUUUGCUAACAGAACUGUCGAAAAUUCAAGAAAAUCUGCUUUUCUCUUCCGAAUGUUAUCGCAUUUCUUGACGGAAGAUGUGUUUCAAAACGGCUUAAUAAAAUACCUUCAAGCACAUGCAUACAGCAGUGCUACAUCAGACGAUUUAUGGAAGGCAUUACAAGACGCUCUCGAUGAGUCAGAUGUACCGCAUGAUCAUUUUAAAGUAAAAGACGUAAUGGACACUUGGUUCAAACAGGCGUGGUAUCCUCUCGUUACUGUUCAUCGAGAUUAUGCUACAGGCGAAAUCAAGAUAACGCAAGAAAUAUUUACACCUAAAAACAAUUUUAACUAUAGAGGAAACAUGGCAGAGGCAUGGUGGAUACCUAUAAAUUUUGCAACGCAAAGUAACUUGGACUUCUCGUCUACGUUAGCCACCCAUUGGCUGAAACCGCAAUACAAUUAUAUAACAAUUAAUGGAGUAAACAUUAAUGACUGGAUUAUUGUAAAUAAGCACCUGACAGGAUUUUAUCGUGUAAAUUACGAUGCAACUAAUUGGAAAAGAAUCGCUGCUUUUCUUAAUUCUGACAACUACGAUAAGAUACCAGUUCUAAAUCGUGCACAAAUUCUUGACGACGCUUACAACAUGGUGAAAGCUGAACGGCUUGAAUUACACAUUUUUGUUGAAAUUAUAAAUUAUUUGUCACGAGAAACUGACCCUGCACCAUGGUGGAGAUUUCUUAAUAACAUUUGGGAAUUUAAUGAUUAUUUGCGAUUACCCGAAGGAGAAGCAGUCCUUAAGCCAUUUUUAUCGAAUUUGAUGUGUAAACUAUUUGAACGUAUCGACAAUGAAGGAAAUCCUGGUGAUCUUUUCAUUGAAAGUCUUAGAAUGCAUGUGUACAAAUAUGAAUGUGUAUAUGGUCUUUCGGAUUGUCAAGCAAAACUUACUUCUAAAUUACUUGCAUAUGUGGAAGAUCCAAUUUCAAAUAAUGAACCAUUAUUUCAGCAAGAAAAGCUAUAUUGCUUUGGUCUCAUAAAGGCGAAUGAAUCUCUUUGGGAACGGUUCAUGCAAGCACAACAGAGAACAUUCAAAUCUCAAGGGCAGUUUCUUGGUUGUUCAGAGAAUUUACACAUUCUUGAAAAACAUUUAAAUUUUUGUUCCAAAUAUGUAGGAGCAUAUUCCCAUGAUCUCUUCAAUAAUAUGUUCACAAUUUUUCCAACUACUGAUGUAGCGAUUAAAUUUUUUAUUAAUAAUCACGAGAAUAUCCAUGAACCAUUAAUUCUUCAGAGAAUCAUUAACAAUAGUUUCAGGGAAGAGGAACUUGACAAGAUAAAAGCAUUUGCUGAACAAUAUGGAAUCAAUAUACAAACGGAUUUAAACAACAGGAAAGCAAUCUUAGACAAAAUGAAUAAUAAUUUGUUGAAAUUCCUUGGUGUUUUAAAAAAUAUACAGUCAGUUAAUACAUUCAACAAUGAUACAUCAUAAUCAGAUUUAAUCCAAGUUUAAAAUAAAAGAAUGAAAAAAGGUGUACAAAUUAUAUAUAUUAUAUAUAAGAAGAAAUAACAUUUUAAUAUAGCGUUAUAUUCUAUAUUGCAUAUUAAUACUAUUAAAUGAUGCUUUUUAAUUCACAAUUAAUGUAAUACUAAUUUUAAAUAAAAAAUGUUUAACGCUUGAA